AUGGCCCCUGCGCUAUGUGUGCUCUGCAAGACGGAGCGUGCGCUCAUCAAGCGGCCCAAGAACCACCAGAAGCUGUGCAAGACGUGCUUCAUCGCCGUCUUUGAAGACGAGGUCCACCACACGAUCACCUCGUCGGGCCUGUUUGGUCCGGGCGAACGCGUUGCGAUCGGCGCGUCCGGUGGCAAGGACUCGACCGUGCUGGCUUCGGUCCUCAAGACGCUCAACGAGCGCCACAAGUACGGCCUGGACCUCGUUCUGCUCAGCAUCGACGAGGGCAUCAAAGGCUACCGCGACGACUCGCUCGAGACGGUCAAGCGCAAUGCCGUGCAGUACGACAUGCCUCUGAAGAUUGUGGGCUACGACGAGCUGUACGGUUGGACCAUGGACCAGGUCGUCGAGACCAUUGGCAAGAAAGGGAACUGCACCUACUGCGGCGUCUUCCGGCGUCAGGCUCUUGACCGCGGCGCCAAGCUGCUUGAGAUCAAGCACGUCGUCACGGGACACAACGCGGAUGACGUCGCCGAGACGGUGCUGAUGAACCUGCUGCGGGGCGACCUGCCGCGUUUGUCCCGAAGCACAAGCAUUGUGACGGGCGGCGACCGUGCCGACGUCGAUGUGAAGCGCAGCAAGCCGCUCAAGUACGCGUACGAAAAGGAGAUUGUGCUCUACGCGCAUCACAAGAAGCUGGACUACUUUAGCACCGAGUGCAUCUACAGCCCGGAAGCAUUCCGCGGCAGCGCGCGCAGCCUCAUCAAGAACCUCGAACGGGUGCGUCCGAGUGCCAUCCUGGACAUUGUGCGUAGUGGCGAGGACAUGGCCCGGCUGGUGCCCGGCGCUGCACCCAUUGCAUCCUCCUGUUCCUGCUCCGGGUCCGCAGGCAAGGCUGGAAAGACGACAGCAACAGCAAGCAAGGCCGCGGCAGGUGCACCACCAUUGCCAGUCGACGACGGCACCGAUGGCGGGGGUGGAGCAGGCGGGUGCGGCUCACAGGGCGGCCGCUCGUCGGGCAACGAGCUGGCGGCGAUGGAGGCACACCUCAAAAGCAACGAGGCCGCCGAGUCACUUGAGACCGACAUGGCCUCUCUGUUCCUAGCCCGGAAACAGCAGCAGCUGGACGACGGACACGUGCCUGCAAAUAAAACGAAGGCUGCUCCGCCGCCGGCACCGACAUCACCAGCAGCAACGUCAACGCCCAGCCAGCCACAAGGCAGAAACGCAGUCGCCAAGCAAGUUCUCGGAACGUGCGUAAAGUGCGGCUACAUGUCCAGCCAGGCCAUGUGCCAAGCGUGCACAUUGCUGGAAGGCCUGAACAAGAACCGGCCACAGAUCCAGAUAUAG
Messenger RNA from Sporothrix brasiliensis 5110, 1338 nucleotides. RefSeq names its product cytoplasmic tRNA 2-thiolation protein 1. The transcript has a single exon. The record is from RefSeq and is a predicted model, not a curated record. The coding region runs from base 1 to 1338 and encodes 445 amino acids. Lineage: Eukaryota; Fungi; Ascomycota; Sordariomycetes; Ophiostomatales; Ophiostomataceae. Gene Ontology annotation, biological process: tRNA wobble position uridine thiolation. Gene Ontology annotation, cellular component: mitochondrion; cytosolic tRNA wobble base thiouridylase complex. Gene Ontology annotation, molecular function: tRNA binding.